UCCCUGUUGGUAAGAGACGGAGCUUCCACAAGCCAGACAGACGUACUCAGGCUUCUUUUCCUCCCUUUCUCCGCUUCAUCGUCUCCGAAUUGCGUCACCAUGGCGGACCCAGAAACUGAAGGCCUGCGAAGCAUCUUCCCCUCUUACAUGGCGGAGGGCGAGCGGCUCUAUCUGUGCGGGGAGUUCGCUAAAGCCGCCCAUAGCUUCAGCAACGCUCUUCACCUUCAGAACAGAGAUAAGAACUGCUUGGUUGCCCGCUCCAAGUGCUUCCUCAGGAUGGGAGAGCUGGAGAAAUCCCUGGAAGAUGCUGAGGCUUCACUCCAGGGUGACCCGACUUUCUGCAAGGGGAUUUUACAAAAGGCGGAGACCCUGUACACCAUGGGAGACUUUGAAUUUGCCUUGGUGUUCUAUCAUCGAGGCUACAAGCUGAGGCCCGAUCGGGAAUUCAGAGUUGGAAUUCAGAAAGCCCAGGAAGCCAUCAACAAUUCAGUGGGAAGUCCUUCUUCUAUUAAGCUGGAGAACAAAGGGGACCUGUCCUUCUUAAGCAAGCAGGCGGAGAGCGUGAAAGCCCAGCAGAAGCCUCAUCCCGUGAGACAGCUGGUACACCAUCCCAAGAGAGAGUCCAAGCGGAAGGGCUCGCUCAAGAGCGAGAAGACCAUCCGACAGCUCCUGGGCGAGCUCUACGUGGACAAGGAGUAUCUGGAGAAGCUCCUGUUGGAUGAAGACCUGAUCAGAGGCACCAUGAAGUGCGGCCUGACCGUGGAGGACCUCAUCAUGACGGGCGUCAACUACCUGGACAGGCGCAGUGACUUCUGGAGGCAGCAGAAGCCCAUCUACGCCAGGGAGCGGGACCGGAAACUGAUGCAAGAGAAGUGGCUGCGGGACCGCAAGCGCCGGCCCUCACAGACGGCCCGCUACAUCCUCAAGAGCCUGGAGGACAUUGACAUGUUGCUGACCAGCGGCAGUGCUGAAGGCAGCCUUCAGAAAGCUGAGAAAGUGUUGAAGAAGGUUCUGGAAUGGAACAAAGAGGAGGUGCCCAACAAGGACGAACUGGUUGGAAACUUGCACAGCUGCAUAGGGAAUGCCCAGAUCGAGCUGGGGCAGAUGGUGGCAGCCCUGCAGAGCCACAGGAAGGACCUGGAGAUCGCCAAGGAAUAUGAUCUUCCUGAUGCCAAGUCCAGGGCCCUGGACAACAUUGGCAGGGUUUUUGCCAGAGUUGGGAAAUUCCAGCAAGCCAUUGACACAUGGGAGGAGAAGAUCCCUCUGGCCAAAAGCACCCUGGAGAAGACCUGGCUGUUCCAUGAGAUUGGCCGCUGCUACUUGGAGCUGGACCAGGCCUGGCAGGCCCAGAAUUAUGGUGAGAAGUCCCAGCAGUGUGCCGAGGAAGAAGGGGACAUCGAGUGGCAGCUGAACGCCAGUGUUCUGGUGGCACAGGCACAAGUGAGGCUGAGAGACUUCCAGUCGGCAGUGAACAACUUUGAGAAGGCCCUGGAGAGAGCGAAGCUCGUCCAUAACAGCCGGGCACAGCAGGCCAUCAUCAACGCCCUGGACGAUGUCAACAAGGGCAUCAUUGAAGAGCUGAAGAAAACCAACUACAGGGAGAUACUCAGAGAUAAGAAGGAGAAAGAUGCCACUACGUUGGAUAGUAUAACAGUGAUGGCAAAGGAGAAGGAAACGAUGAGAAUGAGAGAUGAACCCGAGAAGGUCACCGAGAAGGUGAUGAAGCAGUGCGAGCGGGAGCAAAUGGAGAGUGAGAAAGCGACCGAAGGUGACUUGUCUAAGGAAACCCUGGGGAUCACAGCUAGUGGACCAGAAGAACAUAGGCAGAGAGGAGAAGUAGAAAAAGCCAGCCCCUCAAGGAGAAAAGGACCAGCUGCGAUGGAGGGAGGUCCAGGAGAUGUUGCCGAGGGACAAUCCGGAGAAGCAGGCAGGAAACUAACAGCAGUGAACAGAGGGGAAACAAGAGAAAUUUACAGGAGGCCUUCAGAACUGGACCAAAACCUCUCAGAAGAAUCAAGCACGAGGGAGUCCGAAGGACUAGAGAAGACACUUUCAGAAAUCGGCAGAAGAGGGUCCAAAGCACUGGGGAAAACAGAAUCGGGAGAAAUAAGAGAACCAGAAAUAACAGAAAAUUCUGAAAAAAUGGAAAAAGAUGAAAAGGAAGACGAAUGAAGCCAUCGAGUAGGCAUUACAAUCAGGAGGCUGGUGUUCACAGGGACCACGGAGAUCUUAUUAAACUGGACCUUCAAGCUGAGAUUUGUCUCUAAUAGGAAAACAUGUGGACUGGGUCCCACAGGUCACCUCUGUCUCUUUCUAUUACUGUGUUCCCUUUAAAUGUGCAUCUUUCACUCUUACAAACCCUGAGUCUGUCAUUUUGCCUCCUUACCCCCACCCAUUCUCAGAAGAGCCUUAGAGAAUGAAUGAGUGGGCAUGGGGUACCACUUUCCAAGCAGAACUCUGAUGUUCUGAUUAGGUGAGAAACACGGAGACCCCCAAACAAGGCCUGACCCAGAAUGUGACCAAGGUGUGAAAUGCGGUCCUCCUCCCCAGGCCCUGUGCAAGGACCUCAUGGAAGAAAUGAGAAAGGUGCUAAGAAGAAAGGGUUUCAGGAGAGUGAAGAAACGGACGAGCUCCAAGGAGCUCAAAAAGCUUAAAGGGGGGAGGAAAGAGAAAGGCCUGGGAGUAGAGGUGUGUCUGCCCAGCUGCUGGCCAUUGGUCUUGCUGAGUACCUACUGUGUGCAGGGCACUGUGGGAGGCUUUCUGGAAGAAAUAAGGAUGGGACAGCCUCAGCCACCACACAGUGAGGGAGACCUACUUGUAAACCCCUAAGCCUUGAAAACAGAAUGAAGUGCACGCUGGCACUGGUGGGGCUCUAGGAGCCCAGAGGGAGAAGGAAGGUGUCUGCCCACGAACAGGGAGUAGCUGAGAGUAGGAGCUGCGGCUGGACCCACCUGUGCCACCCCAGGGCCGGGCGGUACAGUCAAGUAAACCAGGCUCCUCCAGCUUGUCUCCUCCUCUGUGUAACGAGUACCUGCCUCAGUGACUGGUGUAAAGAUUAUACGGGUGCUUAGCACAGCACGUGGCGCACAGGAAGCUCUUAAAUACCCACCCACUGCGCUUUCGGUGGUUUCACAGAGGGGGUGGCUGAGCAGCUGAGGACGCGAGUUAGGAUUUCAUUACAUUAUUCAUCCGCUCCUUUGGCCACUGCCAUCCUAGUCCCAAACGGCUGCGGUUGGGACCUGCCGGACUAGGGGGAGGCAAGUGAGGCAUUUCAGAUGCAACUUUUAAGGAACGUAGGGCCAAAAAACUCAAUAAGGAAGAGAAAGUAUUUUAACGCAAUACUGUAAAAAACAAUCAAUGCAAAACCCGAUGAUGAGUAAAAUAUCAAAAUUUAAAAUAAAGACAGGAUUCGACCUUGUACUUGCACGACCCUGCCUCCCUCGCCUCAACCUAAUCUCGGCGCGGGACCCGGGAGGGGUGACUGCCUGCCUCUUCAAGGAGUUCAUCAUCACCUUGUACAAGAAGAAGAGGCCGCACAAGCCCUCCGCUUCCCACCCCCCAGCGUCCGUCGCCGCACAGGUGCCUCGGAGCCCAGGUGCCCCAUGCGCCGGGCGUGCGGGAG
Molecule: messenger RNA, 3622 nt
Organism: Delphinapterus leucas (beluga whale)
Lineage: Eukaryota; Metazoa; Chordata; Mammalia; Artiodactyla; Monodontidae
Source: RefSeq, a predicted model, not a curated record